This is a messenger RNA of Ectocarpus siliculosus, 408 nucleotides long. NCBI's taxonomy places the organism in Eukaryota, Phaeophyceae, Ectocarpales, Ectocarpaceae. The record is from the annotation of a GenBank genome assembly.
AUGCACAUUGUUGCUGGAGAAGACAUGAUCUAUGACAUGUUAUUACUGUUGUCGGUGCUGCUGCAGCUUGUGGGGCCGCCACGCGCCUGCCCAUGGUACGAUCGGUACUCAGAGGGCCCGCCGAGACUAGGGUGGAUCUUCAACAUGCUGCCGACGUCCAUUCCUGACGCCUCCGGCAACGAGAAGAGCGGGCUGGACAUGUACUUUCUGGAGCAAGAUGGCGGCACCUUCAAGGCUACGGUUUUCUACAAGCCGUACUUUUACGUGUUGGUGAAGGAGGAGCGGUACAUCCAGGACUGCAUCCAGUGCAUACGGCGGCGGUUCGAGGACUCAGCGGUGGAGGUUACGGUGGUGGACAAGGAGGACCUCGACAUGCCCAACCACCUCUCGGGAAAGCUGAGAAGCUAA